Messenger RNA from Peromyscus maniculatus bairdii (prairie deer mouse), 687 nucleotides. RefSeq names its product calcium and integrin binding family member 3 (gene Cib3). Gene Ontology annotation, molecular function: calcium ion binding; magnesium ion binding. Gene Ontology annotation, biological process: calcium ion homeostasis. The record is from RefSeq and is a predicted model, not a curated record. NCBI's taxonomy places the organism in Eukaryota, Metazoa, Chordata, Mammalia, Rodentia, Cricetidae.
GCCUUGUUUGUGACAUCAGGCUGUCUGUGUGGGUUUGGAGUGACUGGAGGGGACAUGGAGAGGGGCAGGUCCGGGCCAAGCCAGUUUCUCUCCCCACAGGACUGCACUUUCUUCACGAGGAAGGAGAUCAUGAGGCUCUUCUAUCGCUACCAGGACCUGGCCCCCCAGCUGGUACCCCUCGACUAUACCACCUGUCCUGAGGUGAAGGUGCCCUACGAGCUGAUUGGCAGCAUGCCAGAGCUGAAGGAUAACCCUUUCCGACAGAGGAUUGCACAGGUCUUCUCUCAAGAUGGAGAUGGUCACAUGACCUUAGAGAACUUCUUGGAUAUGUUCUCAGUGAUGAGUGAGAUGGCUCCACGGGACCUGAAGGCCUACUACGCCUUUAAGAUUUAUGACUUCAACAAUGACAACUACAUCUGUGCGUGGGACCUGGGGCAGACGGUGACCAGGCUGACCCGUGGGGAGCUGAGCGCUGAGGAGGUGACCCUGGUCUGUGAGAAGGUACUGGAUGAAGCAGACAGCGACCAUGAUGGGCGGCUGUCCCUGGAGGACUUCCAAAACAUGAUCCUGCGGGCGCCAGACUUCCUCAGCACCUUCCACAUCCGCAUCUGACAGUGCCCGGAGGAUGAGGCCUGACCCUCACCCAUCUCGACUCUGAUCUCUCUGAAUAAACAGGAAUCAAACCUG